Messenger RNA from Talpa occidentalis (Iberian mole), 3441 nucleotides. RefSeq names its product SUMO peptidase family member, NEDD8 specific (gene SENP8). Gene Ontology annotation, biological process: proteolysis. The transcript is spliced from 2 exons. The record is from RefSeq and is a predicted model, not a curated record. Lineage: Eukaryota; Metazoa; Chordata; Mammalia; Eulipotyphla; Talpidae. Gene Ontology annotation, molecular function: deNEDDylase activity; cysteine-type peptidase activity. Bases 309 to 947 code for a protein of 212 amino acids.
GCCCCGUUUCUUCGUCCCCACUCCCCCGCCCCCGUCGGCCCCGCCCAGGGUUUUUUCCUCACCUUACGGCAGAGCGGGGGCUUCAGCCUCGGAAUCAGUCUCCCUCUGCUGGCGAGAAAUGUCGCAAGGUUGGGGUAGAAAAUUCUGGGUUUGCGACCGUAGCUCUCGCUUUCCGGCCUGUACUGAGGUGUCUGAAGGCUGGUUGGGGCGGUGAGGUCCAAGGCAGUCAGGUGCCAUAUUCAGCUGAAAAUAUUGUCUUCUGCUUCUCCUUCAGCGUCUGGAAUUUCUGAGCAGCCUGGACAGUACAAAUGGACCCUGUAGUCUUGAGUUACAUGGACAGUCUGCUGCGGCAAUCAGAUGUCUCAUUAUUGGAUCCUCCAAGCUGGCUCAAUGACCAUAUUAUUGGGUUUGCCUUUGAGUACUUUGCCAAUAGUCAGUUUCAUGAUUGUUCUGACUAUGUCUGCUUCAUCAGCCCUGAAGUCACCCAGUUUAUCAAGUGCACAAACAAUCCAGCAGAGAUCGCCAUGUUCCUCGAACCCCUGGGCCUCCCCCACAAGAAAGUUGUAUUUUUAGCCAUCAAUGAUAAUUCCAACCAGGCAGCUGGAGGAACCCAUUGGAGUUUGUUGGUUUAUCUCCAAGAUAAAAAUAGCUUUUUUCAUUAUGAUUCCCAUAGCAAGAGCAACUCAGUCCAUGCAAAGCAGGUAGCAGAGAAACUGGAAGCUUUCUUAGGCAGAAAAGGAAAUAAACUGAUCUUUGUGGAAGAAAAAGCCCCUGCUCAACAAAACAGCUAUGACUGUGGGAUGUAUGUGAUAUGUAAUACUGAGGCCUUGUGUAAGAACUUCUUCAGGCAACAGCCAGAAUCAUUGUUGCAGCUCCUUACUCCUACAUACAUCACAAAGAAGAGGAAAGAAUGGAAAGAUCUCAUUGUCAGUCUCGCUAAAAAUUAGCUUUGAAAUAUAUUUGUGACUUCUGAAGUCUCCUCUUUCUGCCCAUUCCCAUUCAUUGGAUGGCUGCAAUCUCAGUGCCUGAGGGAAGAUGCCUGGUAGGAGGGAAGCUUGAAAGAAUGUCACUUUCUGCAUUAUCCUGAUGGAAAGUUUCACUUUAACCCUAACUUGAGAGCCGUGUGUUCUGUGAAAAUGUCUUGAUGUUAUAUACAAAAACCUAAAAGCAGACUAUCUGAACAUUUGUUAGUUCCCUUUUGGCUUCCUUUAUCCAUAUCAGCUAUUCCAAAAGAAAAGCAGUGACCUGUAAAACAAAUCAAGAACAUGUGUGAUCUAGAUAAAUACAAGAAGAAAAAUAAAGAAAAACCAAAAACUUUUUGUACAGCCCACAUAUUUAAAGAGAUCAAUGGGCUAGAAGCAGACCAAGACCUAGCCUACUUCAACAUCUAGAUAUAGUGACAAUAAGUUGCUCAGUUCUGUGAUAUCUCUUCCAUUCACCUUGCAAAGUCAUUCCUGGCUAUCAGCUUGACCUUUGCAAAUAUUUGAUAAAGAUGGUGUUAGCCCACCUUUCCCUGUCUGAUUCCUAGAAUACUUUAAGAAAGGAGGAUCCUGAGUAACUUCAUUAAAGUGAACUACUUCAGUGAGUGGGCCAACUUGCUGCUCUGGACUGACAACAGCUUUUCUUUGCCUUGUCUAUUAGCCAUACAUACACUGUCCUUGUAUCCAAAGUUCUGUGGUUUUAAAACUCACAGCUGAUGACUUCCCAAGGUUACCUGUCUUUUCGGAUAAAUAUUUGUUUCUGAUAAGCAUAAUUUUCUCUCCUUUCUCUCCUUAGUCUGGCAGAAUUGCUUUCAGUUCUGUGAUGGUAAUUUCAGGACUAUUAUUGUAUCAGAAAUUUACAGACUAAGUGUUGGUUUGUUUUUGAAAUAUGAAAGAGAAAAAGUGACCUUUCUCAACCCUUUCACUUAAUUCAAAAUGUAAAUGAUAUCAUUUUUUUUAAGUGUGGAAACAAGAGUAAAAAGAAAUGCACUCCCUCCUAAGUCGUGUUUUUUGAGAGUUGUUUCAAAUAAUUAACAACCAGAUGAUAAUGAGUAUACACAUUAAUUGUAUUCCUAAAGAGAAUUAGAUUGCAAAGCAUUUGAAAGUUGAAAACCAAAGAUCAGCUUCAGCCGUGAAACUUUAUUUUCAGCUACCUCCCCAGCUUAACCCUGCCCUCAGCCCUGCUGGCCCAAAAUAACCUCACUGCUCAGUGACCACAGAGGCAGAAACUCAGUUCCUUUUAGUCAGGGAGGGAAAACACAGUAAGUGUAAAUAAGUACAGGUUACAGGCAGGCCUGAGUGAACAGAAGUUGAAACUAAAAGUCAAAGAGAAAGAUACCAAAAAAGUUUCCAUUUCAAAUAAGUAUGUUUUGGAUGAAAAGAAGAGUUAAUGCAAGAGGGGGACAGGAAAAAUAGAUUAAGCAACUGGGAGUCGGCUAGAGGUGAAAUAGGGAGGGAGGGACAGCAAAAGGAGUGACCUAGGUUGCUGAGGCCAGGAAUGUAGAUAGAGAUAAGAAAGUAAUACAGUAGUCCCCCUAAUCCACUGCUUCAUUUUCCACGGUUUCAGUUACCUGUGGUUAAUGUGGUCCAAAACAUACAAUAAGAUAUUUUGGGAGAGAGAGAUCAUAUUCACAUAACUUUAUUAGAGUAGAUUGUUAAAAUUGUUUGAUUUUACUAUUAGUUAUUAUCAUUAAUAAAUUGUGCCUCAUUUAUAAAUUAAACUUUAUCUAGGUGUUUAGGUACAGGAAAAACAGCAUAUAUAGGAUUCAGUACUACCGUGGUGGUCUUGGAACUUAUCAUCCAUUGAUAAGGGGACUUCUGUAUUAUUUCAAUAGCUGUUAACUUAGACAUCUAGUCCAGACCAUGAAAGUCCAUUCCUCUCUAUACAACCACAUAUGCCUUUUGUAAGUGUUAGCAUUAUAACAAGAGAAUUUAAGAGUUUACUCCUAAUUUUUCCCUGAUUCCUUUACUAGCCCAAAAGUUGUAUACCUGCUUGACCAUACACUGUUAAUGUGACAUACUAGAACAUAGCAAAAAUUCUUUUCCUAGGAUUGUGUUCCUUUUCUUUUAGUAUCAAACAGAUCUAGUCUGCAAAGUUCAGCGUAAUAUAUUCAAAAGGAAAGCAGGUUAUUCAAAAUGGAAUUGAGCAAUUACCAUACUGACCUACCCUGCUUUCAGAUAUUCUGUGUAUUGCUUCACAAAUACACUUGUCCAACCUGUGUCUUUUAUGGAAUUAGAAGGGUUACCAUAUGUAAACCCAGCUGUAGAUGGUGGUCAAAAAUAAAAAUAAGCAUCAAUGGGUUUUCUGUUUAAUACUGUCUAAAUCACAAAUAUUUGUGCACUUUGACUAGAGAGCUGCUGAAGUUCAUAAGCACCCAUCCUAACUGAAUCAGAAUCAUUGAAAAAUUCACAAUUGGGUAUUUCUAAUACAUACUUGAUUUUUACUAUACCCAUAUUGAUU